Messenger RNA from Schizosaccharomyces octosporus yFS286, 3332 nucleotides. Its product is annotated as RRM-containing cyclophilin regulating transcription Rct1. The transcript has a single exon. Gene Ontology annotation, molecular function: RNA binding; peptidyl-prolyl cis-trans isomerase activity. The coding region runs from base 294 to 1625 and encodes 443 amino acids. Lineage: Eukaryota; Fungi; Ascomycota; Schizosaccharomycetes; Schizosaccharomycetales; Schizosaccharomycetaceae. Gene Ontology annotation, biological process: protein peptidyl-prolyl isomerization. Gene Ontology annotation, cellular component: nucleus. The record is from RefSeq and is a predicted model, not a curated record.
AUGUUCAUUAUUCACAAAAACCAACAGUAAACAAACGUUCCAUUUACGCUUUUGGGGAAAAGACGGUGAUCUUUUAUUUUUCUCGAUUCAUGUGUAUUUUUAUUUACUACUAAUUUAAUUUAAUUAUAUUUUUUUUUUUUGAGGCGUUAUUUUUAACUUUUUCAUUCUCAUUUCUAUGGUAUUCGUUUGAAUCAGAUUCCCAUCCUUUCUACGCUAGUCAGGACAUAUUGUGUUUUCUGUUUAGCGAACAUUCAAAACUAAAAACAAAACCAUUUAAAUUGAAGGUUUGCAAAAUGUCCGUCCUCAUAGAAACCACAGUUGGUGAUAUUGUCAUUGAUCUGCUCACAGAAGAGGCUCCACUUGCUUGUGAAAACUUCCUGAAGCUUUGUAAACUCAAGUACUACAAUUUUUCUCCGUUUUACAACAUCCAAAAAAAUUAUACUUGUCAGACGGGUGAUCCCAUAGGUACGACUGGAGACGGAGGACGGUCAAUAUGGAAUUUACUCAAUGUCGGUGAUCGAUUUUUCCCUGCUGAAUUUCACCCGAACCUCAGUCACGAUAGAGCUGGCACGGUCAGUAUGAGCACGGCUUCUAUAUCCGUUGAUCAUGAAGAAUCGCUUGUUUGUGGAAGUCAAUUUCUCAUCACAUUCGCAGACCAUCUCGAAAGCCUGGAUGGCCGCUACCCUAUUUUCGGUCGAGUAGCAGAGGGGUUCGAUACUUUACAAAAGAUCAAUGAUGCUAUCUGCGAUGAUGACGGUCAACCCUUCAAAGAUAUUCGCAUCAAGCAUACGAUCUUAUUAGACGAUCCUUUUCCCGACCCUCCUCAUUUUGAAGAACCAUCGAGGUCGCCUUCUCCAACGCCUCAGCAACUUGCUACCGUUCGCAUUGGUGAAGAAGAACGCCUUGUCUCUGAGGAGGAUGAUGAAAACAAGUUUGAACGAGACCAAGAGAAAGAGGCAGAAGCAGAAGCCGUUACCUUAGAAAUGGUUGGUGAUUUGCCAUUCGCACAUGUGGCUCCUCCAGAAAAUGUUUUGUUCGUUUGUAAGUUAAACCCUGUUACCCAAGACGAUGACUUAGAACUCAUUUUUUCCCGGUUUGGCAAGAUCAAUUCCUGUCAAAUAAUUCGAGAUAAAGAAACUGGAAACAGUCUUCAGUAUGCAUUUAUAGAAUUUGACAACAAAGACAGUGUUGAAAAGGCUUACUUUAAAAUGCAAAAUGUGUUAAUCGAUGAUGCUCGCAUUCACGUUGACUUUUCCCAAAGUGUUUCUCGAUACAGGCAACAACUUCGACGAUCGCAAACUCAAGCUCACUCCUAUUCUCGUCCUCGUUCACGUUCUCCAGACUAUAGAAGAAGGGAAAGAGAUACUUCUUACCCUCGUCAUAGCCGUGAGCGAUCAGAAUACAGACCUCGUCGAUCUUCACAGCAUUUCGAACAGGACCGAGAGUACGUGAGGCGAAGGAAGCAUGAAGGAUCUAGUCGUCGAUUUAAUAACGACGAUAAUGAUGAUCGGUACUAUCGCCGAAGAAGCCGCUAUGAUGAUGACAGAGAUUCUUAUCGUUCUCGAAAUGACUCAUAUAGGCAUGGGAGACGCAGAGAGUACGAGGGUCCGAGAAGACCCUACUAAUUAAAGAAUAUUUCAAAAUUUAGACCCCUUUUAAUGAAUCAAUGAUAUUAUGGUUUGGUUAUGAAUGAAUUACCAAUUUACACAGGGAUUUAUGAAGUUUGAUCACCAGUAACUAUAAAGACAAGCGUUCUGUAAAUAUAAUCAAGUUCAGCCUUUUCUUAUUGCCAAUGAAUGGCGAGAAGUGAAAUACUCUAAUUCUAUUAGAAAAAUAUCCUAUUUCUAACACCAAUAGAAGAUAAUUGGAUCUAUAUAAGCGAAGGAUCGGUUUAUAAUAAAAAAAGGAGAAGGCAUCAAAUACGGGGGCCAAGGCAAGAGAAGAACAUUGUGCGAGUGAUUUCCAUGAAAGCAGCACGUUUAUGAGGAAAGUCAAACUCGAGACGCUUACAAUAGUUCUCAGCAAUAAGAUAAUCAAUAAAUUUCUUGUUAUCAUUUCUGGGCUCAAGGAGGAUACGUUGAGUUCGAGAGUCGUCCAAAAAUAGCAUAUGGGUAAUACUGGACAACCAGACAGGAACACGAUGAGGACCACGGAAACGUUCGUUACCUACAAGGGCAUGGAAUCCGCGAUCAUGUGUAUGCCAAGGCUGGGCAAAGGGAGCGAUUCGAUCUUCCGGAACCCAGUAAACCUCAAAGUAACCAAAUGGCUGCUCAUUGAAGCAACCAAUGACAGCGUACGCAUGGGGGUCACUUUGCAUCUUGAGUAGGUAUUCACGAUGUUGAUCCCAAGUUCCGCUUUCAGUCCAGAAAUGGCUAACACGAGGGUUAUUUUGCCAUUCGUGAAAGUAUUGUAAAUGCUGGUCGAUGUCCAAGGCAACAAAUGACAAUGUCUCAUUUAAACUAGGAAUGAAACGCUCAUACAAAGUCGAACCAGGCUUUGGAGCAUUAGGACGGCGAAUUUUUUGGUUUGGUAGAUAAGACAAGGGCCAUUCGUGUUGUUUAUUGGGGAUCCAAGGAGUAGCGAUUUGCCAAAACGCCAUGCGGUCAGUGCUCACACUUCUAGUUUCUUCAUUAAAGAAGACAGGAAGAGUCAAUUUUCCUUUAUGCAGAGAUAAAGAUUCCCACUGUAAGGUAACUUCCCCUUUGAUGUUUGGAAGAGAAGUGAAAAUAGCUUGAAAAGCCAACUGAACAAUUUCAUUUACUUCAAUGUCCUCAAAAUUUUUCAAAUUUACUUCCCACAAAUUAGAAUCGUCUCGAUAAGUCAAGUAAAGACGUCGUUCAUCAUGUUCCAACACGGCAUUCGAUCCUUGAAGGUUCGUUAAUCGAAAAGGGAAUGAGUUUGACCAGAUCGUUUGCGACAUAAUGAAUGUAAAGUCAGAUUUGCUUUUACUAUUGAUGAUACUUGGAUGAAACGCGUACUUAGGACUUGCUUUUUAUAAAAGCGAGCAGCAAAAAAAAGCUGUAAACCACAAAAGAGAAAAGGAUAUGUUUAUAUUCUAUAAAUCCAAACAGUAAUGCGCGUGAAAUCAAAAUGUCUUAUGACUUAACACGGAAAGGCUCUGGCUUGUUUACAGACUACGGAAGCGACGAGUUCUACCCUCAGCAGAUUGAUCAGAUAAAUCAGUUGUAAGUUUUACGCAAUCUAACACGAACGUUAAAAUUGUGUUUACCGAAGUAUACCAAACUGUGUUAUAAUGUAUUCAAACCAAAAAAACAGUCACAGUUUCUUCCUCCAAGCAAAAUCCUGUACUGGACUAGAUUUCCUUUCUUUAC